GUCCUUGUUCUCUACCCUUUCGCUCCGACCACUUUCAUACGACACUGUCCAUGGCAUGCCCCUUGCCCACAUAACUCAAAAAUCCCUCCUCGCUUCCUCCUACUCCUCCAAACUCGACAUGUCAGCACGACGCAAAGCAGCGCCAGCGAACGGUCAACCCGCCCCACUGACCUCGACCAUGCCGUCCGGUACGAUCCGAACCACACCCGCAGCGCGGUCACCGUUCUUCCCGACUCGCCUCGAACUGCAGCUCCUCGCCAUCUAUCCUGCCACACUCUUGCUCGGCUCCAUUCUCAGCACGCUGACGCCCGCUUUCCGCAAUGCGCCCUACUCGCCUGAUCUCCAGUCGCACGACCCAGCGUUUGCGCCUACAUAUUUUGCAAAGAAGAAGAACAUUUUUAACGUCUGGUUCGUCAAGAAGGGCUGGGGCUGGACGACUGUUGCAUUCGUCGCAUUUCUCUUAAUGUGGCCUGGUUUCGGCAAGGGUUUGUCUGUCAAGAGGAUGCGAGCCAUGCUACGUUACAGCGUCAUUACGCUGUGGUGGUGCUUCGUCACGCAAUGGUUUUUCGGGCCGCCCUUGAUCGACCGCGGAUUCCUCUUCACCGGCGGCCAGUGUGAAAUGCUGAACGACCCAUCUGCGAUGGAAGACAUGAGCGACGCAAGGGUAUAUCUCACGGCGGCAGCAUGCAAGAGGGCAGGUCGCAAGUGGGCUGGUGGACACGAUAUCUCCGGACACGUCUUCCUGCUCAUCAUCGGCUCAGCGCUCCUGUGGUUCGAGACCCUACCCGCUCUUACGAAGUUCGAGGGGCUUCGCGAUGGUCGCAGAAUUGUGCUUGAUGAUGGCAAGGUUGCGACUGUAGCUGUGGAAAAGAGUCCAGCAUCUGAGCAGGACGAACUCACGAGGAAAGGAGUCCCAUUGCCGCUUGGUGUGGCCGGCUUCAUGUGGUGGAUGCUCUUGAUGACGGCGGCCUUCUUCCAUACGUGGUUUGAAAAGUUCACUGGACUUGUCGUUGCCUUCCUAGGAUUAUGGGUAGUGUAUUUCUUGCCGCGAGGGAUCCCAGCGAUCAGGGCCGUUUUGGGGAUGCCUGGUGUGUAAGAGGCUCUGAUUACUGAAUCGAUGGUUUUCAUGAAUGUACGAUACGAUAGUAAUCCUGAAUGUCAUUACAUCCUCCAUCUGCU
Messenger RNA from Paraphaeosphaeria sporulosa, 1179 nucleotides. RefSeq lists its product as uncharacterized. The transcript has a single exon. NCBI's taxonomy places the organism in Eukaryota, Fungi, Ascomycota, Dothideomycetes, Pleosporales, Didymosphaeriaceae. Gene Ontology annotation, cellular component: endoplasmic reticulum membrane. The coding region runs from base 179 to 1096 and encodes 305 amino acids. Gene Ontology annotation, biological process: lipid storage; phospholipid biosynthetic process; lipid droplet organization. The record is from RefSeq and is a predicted model, not a curated record.